This is a messenger RNA of Hydractinia symbiolongicarpus, 2883 nucleotides long. RefSeq lists its product as uncharacterized. The transcript has 5 exons. Lineage: Eukaryota; Metazoa; Cnidaria; Hydrozoa; Anthoathecata; Hydractiniidae. The record is from RefSeq and is a predicted model, not a curated record. The coding region runs from base 414 to 1679 and encodes 421 amino acids.
AGCUCUUUAUGACAACAGACAAAAAAUGAUAAUGAGAACAAAAGUUCUUUGUGAUGGAGUAUGCAAUCGCUUAGUAAAAUAUUGCAUGAAAAAAAAAUGUGAAACGCAGAUGGGAAAAACAAAAAAGUUGAAAGGCUCUGUAAAUUGUUUUAACACUUCGAGAAUUUUGUCAUAUUUUUUAUCUCCUAUAUAAAAUAUUUCGCAGAAGGAAGCCUAAACGAAAAUAAGAAAUAUAUUAACACAGUGGAGAAUUUAAAACAAAACAAAAAACAUUUGAAAGACCAAAAGAAUAUCAGAUUUACAGGAGAACGUAAAAAGACAACUAGUUGGAAUGUGGUAAAAGACAGAUAAGGUUUGAGUUUCGUUACGGGUUAAGUAUACGAUAAAACCCAGAAACGUUUUGACGGGAAAAGAUGGGUUCGCUUGGCAGCAUAAAAGAUAUAUUAUCGAUUAAAAUAAAAGUCCGACAUGAUAGCUACACAGAUCAAUUUUGUCGUAUCUUUAUGUCGAAAAUGUUCAUCAUCAGUGCGUUGGUGAUGGGUGUUGAUUUUUUUAACGAUAAAGUAUCAUGCAUUGUACCGAAAACAAGCAAUUUAGGUUCCGAUUUCGUCCAUAGCGCUUGCUGGAUACAAGGUUUUUAUAUUUACGCUGAGAUGUCUGAUCGAUUACAGGAAUCGGGCUACUAUGGUAUACCUAAAGAAAUCGAUUAUGAUGGGAUAGAUAAAUACGGAAGAUUGUGUUCCACUCAACAAAAAGGCUCAUAUCGACUAAAUUACAAUUGUGAAGCUAUGACGAAAGUAUUCUACCUGCAGUUUCAAUGGAUGCCCUUUUUUAUAGCCAGUCUCGCUUUAAUGCAAUAUUUUCCAUAUCUACUGUUUCGCAUCGUCAACACUGACAUUAUAAGCUUAAAGUCAAGUCUUAAAGGUGACAUAGAUACUGAGUCGAUUGUGAAGAACUAUUUUAACUACAAAAUAAAUUCAAAAUCUAAGAUGCGAAUUCGAAUCGUGAUGAAUAUUUUUAUCAAGGUCAUGUAUGUAUGCGUAUGCAUCAUCGGCUUCUGGUUGCUGGAUAAAGUACUGAACGGAAAUUAUUUUAGCUAUGGACCAAAUUGGAUAAAAUGGACCAAAUACAACAACAGCAUGUCGCAUGACAUCCGGAUACGAGACCAUGCAAAACCUGGUAAUGUUCUGUUGCCGCCUAUGGGAUUUUGCGAUGUCCACGAAAGUAUAAAAGACAAGAGAAUUACAUUUAAUAACGUCAACAAAUUUGUGUGUGAAAUCAGUCCCAACAUUCUCUAUCAAUACGUUCUUAUAAUUUUAUGGUUUCUUAUAGUAUUCAGCAUUAUCAUAAGCAUCAGCGGUUUGCUUAUUAGUUUAGUUGGCCACUUGGUGACAAUAACAUGCUUUUUACGUCACGAUAAUCCUGCACGCGAAAUUUAUCGAAUACUUACCUUUCGUGAAUGCGAAUACCUGGAGAUGGUGCGAAGACACAACAUUCCAGUAUUCGGUGAAAUAGUUCGCAAGCUGCAGACGCAACGCACUGAUUGUCUCACAACUAAAUCAUUUGAUAAUGAAACUGAACCUCUUAAGAAACAUCCAUUCGGUCAAUUAAAGAGGCAAGAUUUGUCAAUAUCAAACGGGCCGAAUGCGCCACUGCAAAGCAAUGAACAUUUUAUGUGAUCAUACAUUAAUUAAUAAUUGGGUUAAGUUAUGUUAUAUUUUUGUGGGCUUUAACGUUUAUAUGAAUAAUUUAUUUUUUUGUAAACCAGGACAUACAUAUUUAUUAAUGAAAAAUUGCACCUUUUUAUAAGCAUAUUUUAAGGCCAACAUCAACAGAAUCGAUUUCUAUUUAAAUCAAAAUAUCACCAAUGACAAUGACAUUACAAAAUGCGACAUCAAAUAAUACCAAGCAUCAAAGUAUAAAAUGAGGUUUACAUUAGAAAAAAUAAGCAUAUUGGGAAAUACACAAUGGAUACAAAAAUGGUGUAUCAACGAAACGUAGAAGACAGAAACUAAAGGAAAUCAUUAAUCAUUGACGCAAUGGUUUAAAAAUUGUAUUAAAAACGAUCCUCGAAAAAAAAAAAAUUUGAAUAUGCAGCGAACGAGGGUGGCCACAAAAAAAUAUCUAAGAAAAAAGAGGAUUUUAGAGGAUUUUAAAGGAUAUUCUGCACUGAAUUCAGAGAAGUUUUUUCGCAAAAAUAAAAAAUUUUGAAGAAAAAUAGAAGAUUUUAGAGGAUGAACUUUUUUUUAUGUCUUAGGUCUAUCAAUUUCUGAACAAAUACGUUUAGGAAAGUAUUACUUUCAGGAUAAAAGAUUUAAAAACAAUUGAAAUAAAGCUUGUGAUGAAAGACGUAUUGCUAAAAUGAAGGGUAGUUUAUAUCACUAUAACAAAUAUAAAAUAAUAGUGGAACUAUCAAACUAUUAUCAGUGUACCUGAAAAAAAAUAAAGGCGUUAAAGAGGAGAUUUGGUCAAUUUUCAAUUUUUUAAAGGACAAUAGAGGAUUUCAGUUUUUAAAAAAUGAGGACUUAAGAGGAGGUGUGGCCACCCUGUGAACUCUCAAUAUGUACAUUAACCUCUAGUUUUUACGAACUUUGCGUACAUCCCUUCAGAGUUCCUUAUAUCGAUAGUUCACUAGAUGUACAAUAUUUGUUAACUCGGUGUGAACUUGGAAGAACUUUUUGUUUCAAACAUUUUUAUUCUAGAAAAAUGAAACAAUUCCUAUCUUGGCAUCCAAACUCAGUGUGCAGAACCAUAGUUGAAAAUUUAUUUAAUAUAUAAGAAUAUUUGUGUAUUGCACUAAGUUUUUUGGGAUGUUUGUGAAGAUAAGUUAAAUAAUUUUAUGUACUGUAUAUGGAAACAUUUUGAAACAACUUUUAAAUGUAA